Ceratotherium simum simum (southern white rhinoceros) is the source of this 1284-nucleotide messenger RNA. It is a transcript of the gene ZSCAN16, whose product is annotated as zinc finger and SCAN domain containing 16. Gene Ontology annotation, biological process: regulation of transcription by RNA polymerase II. The record is from RefSeq and is a predicted model, not a curated record. Lineage: Eukaryota; Metazoa; Chordata; Mammalia; Perissodactyla; Rhinocerotidae. Gene Ontology annotation, molecular function: DNA-binding transcription factor activity, RNA polymerase II-specific; RNA polymerase II cis-regulatory region sequence-specific DNA binding.
UUUUUCUCUGAGACAAGAUUCUAAGAGAUUCUUCUGGAAUCAACCGGAGACAGAGGAUUAAUCUGAAAAACUGCCCAGAAUGGCCACAGCCCGGGAACCUGAGGAACAAAAAGGACUUCUAAUGGUUAAGGCAGAAGACCAUUACUGCGGCCAGGACUCCGUCUCACGAAAGUACAGUCCUCACAGAAGGGAACUCUUCAGGCAGCACUUCAGGAAGCUCUGCUAUCAGGACGCACCUGGACCCCGUGAAGCUCUUACUCAGCUCAGGGAGCUUUGCCGCCAGUGGCUGAGGCCAGAAUACCACACCAAGGAGCAGAUUUUAGACCUGCUGGUGCUGGAACAGUUCCUGAGCAUCCUUCCUAGGGAACUGCAAGCAUGGGUGCAGGCGCACCAUCCAGAGACCGGAGAGGAGGCGGUGACUGUGCUGGAGGAUCUGGAGAGAGAGCUUGAUGAACCUCCAAAGCAGGACCCAGCCAAUUCAGAAAGACAGAUCAUACUUUUGGACAAGUUGGCCCCCUUGGGAAGGCCACAUGAGUCACUGACUGUCCAACUCCAUCCCAAGAAGACCCAGCAGGAGCAAGAAUCUGGGGAGCCCCAAAGGAAUGGUGAUAAAACCAGGACUAAGAAUGAAGAGUUGUCUCAAAAGGAAGAUAUGCCCAAAGACAUGGAAUUCCUUGGGAAGAUAAAUGACAGGCUCAACAAAGACAUUUCUCAGUACCCUGAAUCUGAAGAUGCUACUGAAAGUGAAGGCAGAUUAGAGUGGCAACAGAGGGAAAGAAGACGCUAUAAAUGUGAUGACUGUGGGAAAAGUUUCAGUCAUAGCUCAGACCUUAGUAAACACAGGAGAACUCACACUGGAGAGAAGCCUUAUAAAUGUGAUGAAUGUGGAAAAGCCUUCAUUCAACGCUCACAUCUCAUUGGACAUCAUAGAGUACACACUGGAGUGAAACCCUAUAAAUGCAAAGAAUGUGGGAAAGAUUUUAGUGGGCGCACAGGUCUUAUUCAGCAUCAGAGAAUCCACACAGGUGAAAAACCCUAUGAAUGUGAUGAGUGUGGGAGGCCGUUCCGAGUAAGUUCAGCCCUAAUUAGACAUCAAAGAAUUCAUACAGCAAAUAAGCUCUACUAAUAUGGUGGAAGUAAGUUCUUUAGACUCUCAGGCCUAAUUAGUUAUCAAUUUACCUUAGAGACCUUAUGAGUAUCCUGAAUGUAGGCAAAGCUUCAGUCAUCAUUAAAAACUUCUCUGGCACCAGAGAAUCUACCUGAAUAAAAUUUCCUUUUAUUUCU